UACAUGGUAACACGAAUCACAGUGAAUAAAGUAAUGACAGAAAAGAAGAGCGUGUGAAGAAGGUCAACGCGAGAAUAAUAGCAAGUCAUUGAAGUUCUCGUCACGGUGGGGUUCCCAACGAAGUUACAUCGAAAUCAACACGACCUUCAUUCACACCCUUUCGCAACCUCUCUUCACUCUUCAUCUUCUUCUUCUUCGUCUUCUUCAGAUUCAGAUCGCAGAGAAACACACUCCAAUAAGAUAAUCACUGCAGAGAGAAAGAAGAGAGAGAAAUUAUGGAAGGUGAAUUUUGCGAGUGCAGACCAUUGGGUUUCGUGAUUGGGUUACCCUUCGCUCUGCUUUCAUUGGUUUUUUGUCCUGUAGGUGCUAUCAUCUGGCUUCUUGGGUCAAUAAUGAGUUGUUUGUGUCCAUGUUGGAAGGGUUGUGGAGAAUUGAGCAAUGUGGGUGUGAGUCUUGUAAAAUUUCCAAUUAGGGUUCUUAGAUGGUUCAUAGAAAAGAUUCCUUGUUGAUGAUGGGAUAUAAAUACAUUUCUUUUCUUAGUAAUUAUUAUUAUUAUUAUUUACUAUUUUGGAGUUCUUCACCUUUUUCCGGGACCAGCUUUGUUUAUGAUUCAAGUUUGCAUAAAUGAUUUAUUAUAUUUGUCUCAUUCUUUAGAGUGAUGUUAGUGAUAUUUGUUAACAUUCUAUUUCUACCUACUCC
Molecule: messenger RNA, 699 nt
Organism: Vigna unguiculata (cowpea)
Lineage: Eukaryota; Viridiplantae; Streptophyta; Magnoliopsida; Fabales; Fabaceae
Product: signaling peptide TAXIMIN 2-like
Source: RefSeq, a predicted model, not a curated record